AUGCUGGUACAUGCAGAGAACCUCACCGUCUUCACAGAGUUCCUCCUCAUGGACAUCUCCAGCUCCCGGGAGCUCCAAGUAUUGCAAGGUUUAAUAUUUUUAGUGAUUUAUCUGGGUGCCCUGGCUGGAAAUCUUGUGAUCUUUACCGUCAUUGUGAUGGAUUCAAAUCUUCACUUUCCUAUGUACUUCUUUAUAGGCAAUUUAUCUCUGAUAGACUUUGAUUUCAUCUCAGUUACUGUCCCCAAAUCCAUCAUAAAUUCCCUAAUGGGUAGUAAACUGAUUUCUCUCACAGAAUGUGCUGCUCAGACUUUCUUAUUUAUAUUAUUUGGAGCCACAGAUUUCUUCUUCCUUGUGGUCAUGUCCUAUGACCGCUAUGUUGCCAUUUGCCACCCUCUGCAUUAUGGGCUCACUAUGACCCCACGUCUGUGCACACAGGUGGCAGGGGUCUCAUGGGCCAGUGGGCUGGUCUACUCUGCUGUCCACACAGGGACCAUGUUCAGGCUUCCCUUCACAGAGUCCAAUGUGAUCCACCAGUUUUUUUGUGACAUCCCUGAAGUCCUGAACAUCUCAUCCCAGGACGUGCAGUUUUCUGAGUCAGUGGUCCUGGCUCUGAGCGCCUGCAUCAUCUUGUUCUGCUUUGUCAUCUUAUUCACCUCAUAUGUUCACAUCUUUUCAGCUGUGCUACACAUGCAUUCUGUGGAAGCCCGGAACAAAGCCCUGUCCACCUGCUCUCCUCAGGUAGCUACACUUAUUCUUCUUGUGAUUUCUGGAUUGUUUGCUGUAUUGGGUCCUGUCUCAAAUGAAUCAAACAUUCAAACUCUGCUUAUGACCAUGUUCUAUUCCAUGAUCCCACCCUUUAUAAACCCCUUUAUUUUUGGCCUGAGGAACAGGGAGAUAAAGAAUGCUGUAGGCAGAAUGUUCAAAAGCAUUUUCAAUUGCGACUAA
Molecule: messenger RNA, 945 nt
Organism: Manis javanica (Malayan pangolin)
Lineage: Eukaryota; Metazoa; Chordata; Mammalia; Pholidota; Manidae
Source: RefSeq, a predicted model, not a curated record